AUGAGUGAAUCAACCAACGCAGCUGCUGGCCCAAGCACCGGCGCCGCCACAGGAGCAGCAUCAUCUCCUGCCAGCGACGUUAUAAAGGCGCUCGGUAACAUGAUCAAGAGCCAGACUGGAGAGACAUACUCGACCGAACGCAUAUCCACCUUCCUCAUGCAAAACAUGCAAGCUCUCAUGAACCAAGGAAAGCUCACGCAGCAACAGAUCGCUAGUCUGAAAGAGUAUGCCGAUUCCCGCAAACCUCAGGCUAAUGGUGCCCCUCCUGUCGCUCCUCAAGCUGUUACGUCUGCUUUGGCCAACACGAUCAAGGCCGUCGCCACUCCCUCUCCUGCUCUGCAGGCCGCGAUUAAAUCUGGGAGCUCAGAAACUGGCAACAAUCUUCCCAACCUCGCGGCUACUUCAGUGGACUUCUAUCCAGCUAUCAGCCAGACGCUGAACACAACAAAUCCCGGACCUGUGCAGUGGCCUCAGACAAGGCCAACUCUGACGGGUGGUGUGGCUGCUGGCCGAAUGUCAGGAACCCCCGCUCAAAUUGCAAGACCGCCAGACGAUCCCGCUAUCUUGACUGCAGACGAUACCAGAACGCGUAGGAAGAGCACCCCAGGCGACCAGAGCAUGCGAAGGACCAUCCAGGACUUAGUUGCAAGUGUGGACCCGAACGUCAAACUAGAGCCAGAGGUCGAAGACCUUCUACUCUCCAUCGCCGACGAGUUCAUUGACUCAGUUACGAACUUCUCCUGUCGACUCGCGAAACACAGGGGCGGUGACACUCUUGAGAUCAAGGACCUUCAGCUGCAUCUAGAACGCAAUCACAACAUCCGUAUUCCGGGUUUCGCUUCAGAUGAAUCGCGGAUAUCUCUCUCACAAUCCACAGUUGCGCCAACGUAUGCGACUACAGCGAACAAGAAGGGCGGCCAGGGCACACAUAUGACCCUGCGGAGUCAGCGGCUUGCGCAGGUUCAACAGGCGAAGCGGGAAGCUAAGCUCAUGUAG
This is a messenger RNA of Cyclocybe aegerita, 996 nucleotides long. Lineage: Eukaryota; Fungi; Basidiomycota; Agaricomycetes; Agaricales; Hemipholiotaceae. The record is from the annotation of a GenBank genome assembly.